AUGGCAAUUGAGAUUGUACAACCAAGUGUUGUUGGAUUAUCAAAGAUGGCAACCUCAGAAACCCAUGGAGAAGAUUCUCCAUAUUUUGCAGGAUGGAAGGCUUAUGAUGAAAAUCCUUAUCAUGAAACAAAUAAUCCUUCUGGUGUCAUUCAAAUGGGGCUAGCUGAAAAUCAAGUGUCUUUUGAUUUGCUUGAAGAAUACUUGGAAGCAAACCUUGAAACAUCAAACUGGGGUCAAAAAGUAUCUGGAUUCAGAGAAAAUGCUUUGUUUCAAGAUUAUCAUGGGCUUCAAUCUUUUAGAAAGGCAAUGGCUAGUUUCAUGGAACAAGUGAGGGGUGGCAAAGCCAAAUUCAACCCCGAUCGAGUCGUCUUGACCGCUGGCGCAACCGCGGCCAACGAGCUCCUUACCUUCAUUCUAGCUGACCCUGGUGAUGCGCUGUUGGUCCCCACUCCUUACUAUCCAGGAUUUGAUAGAGAUUUAAGGUGGAGAACUGGGGUACAAAUAGUGCCAAUUCAUUGUGAUAGCUCAAACAAUUUCCAAAUAACUCCUAAAGCACUAGAAGCAGCAUAUGAUAAUGCAAGAUCAAUGAACAUGAAAGUGAGAGGUGUACUGAUCACCAACCCUUCAAAUCCGUUAGGCGCCACCAUUCAACGUAAAGUCCUAGAAGAAAUCCUAGACUUUGCGACCCGAAAAAACAUCCAUCUAGUUUCCGACGAAAUCUAUUCAGGUUCAGCGUUUUAUGCCGAUGAAUUCGUAAGCAUCGCGGAAGUUCUCGAGUCAAGAAACUACAAAGACUCGGAAAGAUGUCACAUUGUGUACAGUCUUUCUAAAGAUCUUGGUCUCCCUGGAUUCCGAGUAGGCACGGUGUAUUCUUACAAUGAUCAAGUUGUGACAACCGCAAGGAGAAUGUCUAGCUUCACUUUAAUUUCCUCACAAACACAGUUUUUGUUGGCAUCUAUGUUAUCCGAUAAAGGGUUUACGCAAAAAUAUAUAAACAUCAACCGAGAAAGGUUGAGGAAACGAUACGAAAUGAUCAUCGACGGGCUUGAAAAGGCGGGUAUUGAAUGCUUAAAGGGAAAUGCUGGCCUUUUUUGUUGGAUGAAUCUGAGUCCUUAUUUGGAGGCACCCACGGUUGAGAGUGAGUUAGCCAUAUGGAAGAGAAUUAUGUAUGAAGUUAAGCUAAAUAUAUCGCCCGGAUCGUCUUGUCAUUGUUCCGAACCAGGGUGGUUUCGGGUUUGUUUUGCAAACAUGAGUGAAGAUACACUUGAAGUUGCACUCUCAAGACUUGAAGCAUUCAUCAAAAGACACAAUUAAUUAAGCAAGUUUUGUGUAUGUUAUGAUCCUUGACAAAUCUUUUUUUCAGGUGGCAAACCCUCGACAAGAUGAGGGUUUUUUGCCCCCAAUAAUUUGUAGAUCAUACUAGCUAGGGGGAUUUUAGACCUUGUUUUUGCUCUAAUUUUCUUUGGGAUUUUUGAAAUCGAUCUCUUAGAAGUUUGAGUUUAUAGAAUCCCGGCCUUAGUAUGGUUUCAACUUUG
Molecule: messenger RNA, 1535 nt
Organism: Erigeron canadensis
Lineage: Eukaryota; Viridiplantae; Streptophyta; Magnoliopsida; Asterales; Asteraceae
Product: 1-aminocyclopropane-1-carboxylate synthase 7-like
Exons: 3
Coding region: 1-1314 (437 amino acids)
Biological process (GO): biosynthetic process; amino acid metabolic process
Molecular function (GO): pyridoxal phosphate binding; transaminase activity
Source: RefSeq, a predicted model, not a curated record